CAGGGCCUUAAAAGUUGUAUAAGAGUUCACAACACAAUGGAUCAAAAUGCUCUCAGACAUAACAUGCAACAGUUUAUCAAUGCUCAACAGGAGGCAGAGCGAAGGUGGAGAGAAAUUGAAACAAUAACUAGCCGAUUAAAUUCUACUAUAUCUGAAUGCCAUGAGUCAAGAUUUGGUCCCUUGAUUAAGAUGACCCCACAAGACGACCCUGAGGCCUUCCUAAAAAUAUUUGAGCGAGUGGCACAGCACUCUUUCUGGCCCAAGGAGACAUGGCCCUUGAAGUUAGCUCCACUUCUGUGUGGUGAAGCUCAGUUGGUCUAUGCUGAUUUGGAUGAUAUAAGUGCGCAGUCCUAUGCUAAAGUCAAGGAAGCAAUUCUGCAUCACUUUAGGUCGAAUUCUGACUCUUACCGACAGCAGUUCCAUUCACUAAAGUUGCUUCCUGGAGAGUCUCUCCGUGCUGUUGCUCAGAAAUUAAACAACCUAGCAAAUAAGUGGCUUAAGCCUAUGGAAACUGACAAAAUGAAAUUAUUUGACAAAGUUGUGUUGGGACAGUUCUUGGUGAUUUUGCCAAAAGAAAUUCAGAAUAAGGUGCAGAUGCAGCAGCCUGAAGAUCUGGAAUCUGCAAUUAAAUUUGCUGAGGAAUUGUCUGAAGUUUUAUCUGGCACUGAAGAAGGUUCUUCUCACCAAAUUUGCAGAUUAGCAAAUGACCAAAGGAAUAGCCCAACAUCGUCACGUAUACCUGAUAAAAUUCCACCGUCUGGAAAAAGAGCAGCUUUUGUUGUAAACAUCCCACCUAGACUCCAGGAGAAGGCUACAUCUAUGAGUCAUGAUGACUGGCUAUUACAACAGAGAACUAAAAAGAAAUUUAUAGAAGAUUGCUCACCUACUGUUAAAAAAAGGCGAUCGACUCAUGAGAAUGAAGAUCAUCUGAAAAUGUGUUAUAAAAUGGAAGACAAAUCAAGAGAUAUUAUAUCAAGGAUGUCUGAAAAAUUAAAAGAUUUAUCCUGCACUGGAAAAAAUGAAGCUUCUUUUUUAGAAGAGCUGAAAGGAAAGAUCUUCAAUUUAAAACGAAGAAACAUUUAUGAUGAAAUAUUCAUUGGAAUAUUUGGCAAGACAGGAACUGGAAAGAGUUCACUGAUUAAUGCUCUUCUAAAUGAAAUAUGCUUGCUGCCCACAUCAUCAAGACAAGCUUGCACAUCUUGUAUCGUCCAAGUGCAGGCUCAUGAAAACAACUACGAGUACAGAGCUGAGAUCGAGCUCAUCAGCAAAGAGGAAUGGGAAGAGGAGCUGAAAGAGCUGGUGGAGAACUGUAAAGAAGAUCAUGACCUGGAUGACAGUGAUGAUGGAGCAGAUACUGAAAGCGAAAGUGCAAAAGCAAAAAUAAAAGCUGUUUACGGAGAAGAUGGGCUAAAGAAAAGCUUUCAUGAAUUGGCUAUAGAUAAAACAAAUGAUAUUUUGAAAUCUUGCAGAAUAAUUAUUUCAGAAAAAACUGCAUCCCAGUUGUCAGAGAAGUUAAGCCCUUAUAUAAGAUGUGAUGCAGAUGACGAAACCCACCAGUCUUACUGGCCCCUGGUUAAGGUUGUUAAAAUUUAUGUGCCAAAAACAUGUCACCUACCAAGCCAAGUGGUACUGGUCGAUCUUCCAGGAACUGGAGAUUCUAAUAAAGAGAGAAACAAAAUGUGGAAAGAGUAUAUUAGCAAGUGUUCUUGCAUUUGGAUUGUUACGGAAAUCACACGAGCAGAAUCUGACAGAAACACAUCAGAAAUCUUUAAUACAGGACUGAGAGGCAUUGCCGGUGGAGGAGAGUGCCAAAACAUAACCAUCAUUUGCACCAAAACGGAUGAAAUUGGCAUUCCAAGUGAUUACAAAAUACAGGGGAUUUCAGAACAAGCAGGCCCAAGUGAUGAAUGCAAAUUAAAAAGAGAGAUUAUACACCAAAGAAAUAAAAAAGUCAAACAGAACAUUAUUGACAAAUGCAACAACAAAGUAAAAAAAUUUCUCUUUGGCUCUGAGGAAAAUUCUGGUAACAGUCCUAUUGAAGUAUUUACAGUGAGUUCUAAGGAAUACUGGAAUAUUACACAAAGAAAAAAGAAUAUCUUAACAUAUGAAGAAACUGGACUCCCAUUACUGAAAGAGCAUUUGAAGACAAUUUAUGCCAAUCAAACCAAGAAAGCAGUAGAGAAUUAUGUUUCUGAGGUGUCUGGGAUUAUAUCCUUUCUUAAUGUUCCUAAAGAAAAUGCAGAAGAGAAGGCAGAAGAAAAUGAAAUGCUGUAUUGCAAGCUGAGCAAAAAUCUUCAAACCGAGAUUAGAAGUUUGGCCAGUUUCUUUGAACGGGUUUAUAAAAAACUAGAAACAGAAUUGAUGCAAGGUGUGGUAAAUGCUGAGAAAGAGUGUCUAAAAAAACUUCUACGACUGUUAAAACCUCCAAGAACAAACUUCAGUGGUUACCAUCAGACCAUUAAAGCUUUAUGCAGGAACUCUGGAUGUUUUCGCUCUUACAAAGGUGAUAUCCUUGAUCUCAACAAUGAAUUAGCAUCACCAAUCUAUGCAGCUGUGGAUAACACCCUAAAAAGCACCUUCUUGUUUGAGAGGAAUACAAGAAGAAAUAUAAAAGCAGCCCUAGAUUUAUUACAGACAAAUUUUCAGGAAGAUGAAACAUUUAAAGGAAAGAAAGCUGCACAGUCUUAUCGCCUGGUGUUCAUUAAAACGGAACUGAAAUGGGUUUUGGCAGUCCUCGAGAAAAAAAUCCUUUACAGAAAAAAAAUUAUCUACAACAGUAUCGCUGUGUCUAUUCAAGAUGAAAUGAGUCCUGUUUAUACAGAUGCCAGUGAAAAGAAUGGCCAUCAAUGUAUGAAAAAAAUUCAAGAAAUGCUUGAAUAUAAAGUAAAAGAAUCCCAAAGCUACAUGUUCAAAGAGGCAAUGCAAAAAAUGCUAACAGACUUCACUAAAUUAAAGGAUGAGGUAAAUGAAAUUUUAAAACAAAAAAUGGAAGCAUCAAUGAAGCUGGCAUUGGCACAAUUUCCAAAAGGAUUGCGUUUUCCAGAUUCCUUAGAUGAACUGGAGGAGAUGAAGACCCUCUGUGAUAUUUUGAAUCUUAAUAUUUUUAGUUAAAAUCUCAAAUUUACAUAAACCUUUAUAAGCAAAAGAAAAUGUUGCACAUUUGCCUUACUUUCUAAUACUGUACAUUUUAUUUAAAUUCAUUUUAGAGUUAAAUACUCACAUGCACCGACUUACUGACAUUAACUGAAAAGAGUUAAUAAGAAAAGUUAUAAAUAUCAACAAUAUUACUGUUACUUUUAUAUAUAAAUCAGUCACAUGGUGUUAUGCAGCCUUAAAUCUUUAAUUUAACAAAGGAAAUACAAAGCUGACUUUUCAUACCAUUAAUGUCUUUCUCCACUGCAUUUUGUGUAUCUCCAUUGCCACUCUUUCUUAGACAGCAUGACAAUUUUAAUAUCCUUCCUAAUCAAAUGAGGGACUUGAAAGUUAUUUAAUAUUAAUGGAAAUAUUUUUUGCUACUGAAAAUAAAAUAAAUUC
Molecule: messenger RNA, 3534 nt
Organism: Polypterus senegalus (gray bichir)
Lineage: Eukaryota; Metazoa; Chordata; Cladistia; Polypteriformes; Polypteridae
Product: nuclear GTPase SLIP-GC-like
Exons: 18
Coding region: 37-3111 (1024 amino acids)
Molecular function (GO): GTPase activity
Source: RefSeq, a predicted model, not a curated record